This is a messenger RNA of Glarea lozoyensis ATCC 20868, 672 nucleotides long. Its product is annotated as SET. Bases 1 to 672 code for a protein of 223 amino acids. NCBI's taxonomy places the organism in Eukaryota, Fungi, Ascomycota, Leotiomycetes, Helotiales, Helotiaceae. Gene Ontology annotation, molecular function: protein binding. The record is from RefSeq and is a predicted model, not a curated record. The transcript is spliced from 2 exons.
AUGAUUAACCCUGAUGCUCACGUUUACGAGACCAUUGAUGGGGAGAACUUCAUGAGCCACCAGUAUCUAAACACUCGCGAUCCGAUUUACGAGUGUCACCAAGCUUGUAGUUGUGACACCGCAUGUCCUAAUAGAGUAGUGGAGCAUGGGAGAACUGUUCCGUUACAAAUCUUCCGUACUGAUGAUGGACGCGGAUGGGGUGUUCGCUCGCCACAAGACAUAAGAAAGGGGCAGUUCGUCGACAGAUAUGUAGGAGAACUAAUUACCGCCGAGGAGACCGAGAGACGACGCCAAAGAUCAGAUAUCGCUGCCAAGAAGGACGUCUACCUCUUCGAGCUUGACAAGUUCAAGGAUGAUGCAGACCGCGAUCCCACCUUAGCCGAAACGGUCUUCGUUGAUGGAGAGUACGCAUCCGGACCAAGUCGUUUUAUCAAUCACUCUUGUGAUCCAAAUCUUCGCAUCUUCGCCCGAGUUGGAGAUCACGCCACAAAGCGAUUCCACGAUCUGGCCUUCUUUGCUGUCAGAGAUAUCCCGGCUGAUACCGAGCUGACUUUCGAUUAUGUUGAUGGUGAAGACGAGAAACUAGAAGAGGAAAAGAAGAAUCCGAAUCAGAAGAAAGAGAUGACGAAAUGUCUAUGUAGAUCUAGGAAGUGUCGGGGGUACCUGUGGUAG